CGAACGGGGAUACGACGGUCUUGGCGUUCAAACGAGAGACACUAUCCUCCCCCCACUCAUGCGAACGAACUACGAUUCCAUUCAGUGGGAAAAGUCUACACCAUAAUCCACGUACCCGAGCUUCAACUCCAUCUUAGAAGAGAGAGAGAGAGAUGGCGGUAGCUAAUCUGUGGGGCGCGAGAUGUUCGGCCCCCGCGCCCCAAUUCACACCCCUGUCGUCUUCUUCUACUUCUCCUCCUUUUUAUUGCAUUUUGAUGAAAUCGGCCGAGACGAGGUUCGGUUCGGGCGCGGUUCGAAAGCAGUUUUCCAGGCGCCGUACAAGUUCAAAGCUUUCUCGCCGCUGCAGUGCCAGUUUCCAUUUCGCUUCUUCGGAUUGGGAUUGGAAUCGGUGGACCCGCCAUUUCUCGGAAAUCGAACAGGCCGAAAGCUUCGCCUCUCUUCUCAAGUUUCAACUAGAAGAUGCAGUUGAGAGGGAAGACUUCCAGGAAGCUGCAAAGUUGAAGAAAGCAAUUUCAGAGGCGACAUCAAAAGACAGUGUUGCUGACAUAAUGUCUCAGAUGAAGAAUGCAAUAGCCGAAGAGCGUUAUCAUGAUGCUUCACAAUUGUCCAGAUGUGCAGGACAUGGGCUGGUCGGUUGGUGGGCAGGUUGUUCAAAGGAUUCCGAUGAUCCCUUUGGCAAGUUAAUCCAUAUAACUCCUGGUGUUGGCAGAUAUGUUGGCAGGAUUUAUAGCCCGAGACAGUUGGUCACCGCUUCCCCUGGGACUCCUGUGUUUGAAAUGUUUGUGGUAAAAAAUGAUGAUGGGACGUAUUCCUCGCAGGUAGUAUUCUUGCAACGAGUCAAAGGAAGUUCAAAGAACACCUCAAAUUCGCCAUCCACAAAAGGGCCAUCUACUUCAGAGAUUGAGGAUGAGUCUGUUGUUGAUGUAAAUGGGGAUGAAGCUAAAGAAGAGAAAAGUGAGGGUAGAAAUAUAAAGGUUGAGGGAGAAACUGAGGAAGGGUUAACAAGUGUGCUGAAUUUUCUAAAAGAGAAAAUUCCACAAUUGAAAUUUGAAUUGAGCAAUACUAAUGUCGCUGAAGAAGUUAUAGAGGACGAUGUGAAGCAGUUCAGUCAUGAAGGUGAUCAAAAUGCAAUGCAUGGUGAAGAUUCUGAUAGUGAAACGAGUAAGGUGGAUGAUAUGGGAGAGGGUAAUCAAGCGAAAGAAGAUGCAACGAAUAUGGCUAUGAAGGUAUUUAUUGGAGGGGUUUUACAUAAUGAAGAGGAUAGUUCUACUAAGUAUGAGUAUGUCCGCCAGCCAGCUGAAAUUUUAGACCUGGAGAGAGAUUCUUUCGUGCUUCAUAUUCCUGCAAGAAGUCAAGAUCAUGAUAGCAAAGAAAGUAUAUCAGCUAUAGAAGCUAAAGUUGUUUCAGAACUCAUGCCUGCUGAUGUUGCCAAGGCAUUUUGGGGUUCUGGACCUACUGGUGAGAUACCUUCAAAGUUGUCUAAAGAUGUGCAUGAAAUCGUCAAACAUGCUAUUUCUCUGGAUCAGAAGCGGUUCAGGUUAUCUGAGUAUACAUCUUUUAGGCGAAUUAUUCUUGCUGAAGGUCAUUUCGAUCCUUUUGAUGGUCUUUAUAUUGGUGCCUUCGGUCCUUCUGGUGCUGAAGUAGUUCAGUUGAGACGUAAAUAUGGUAGUUGGAAUAGGAAAGAUGAUGCUGACAAGCCAUCAGAUAUUGAGUUUUUUGAGUAUGUUGAGGCAGUAAAGCUAACAGGAGAUCUAAAUGUUCCUGCUGGCCAGGUUAUCUUCCGUGCCAAAAUUGUAAAAGAGAAUCGUAUCCCCAACCGUCGGUUGUAUCCGGAUGAAUUAGGAGUGGUUGCAAGCUAUAAGGGUCAAGGAAUGGUAGCAGAAUAUGGGUUCCGAAAUUCGAAGUGGGUUGAGGGUGAACUCCUCCAACUCAGUGGCAAGGGACCAUAUGUCGAAGGAGCAGAUAUCGGUUUCCUUUAUCUUGAACCUGGGAAGAGUUUCCUAGUACUAUUCAACAGAUUGAAACUACCAAACUGAGUCGCCCCGUGUAACUAGUUUGAUCUAACUCCCCUUUGCUCAUAGCAACUUCAUGAAGAGAAAAUGUUUCUUGUUUAUCGUCAGCAGAGACCGUGGUUUCACCAUAUAUUGUAGCUAGCAUACGCGUCCUUCUAGUUGGUUCUCUUUUUUUCA
Messenger RNA from Rhododendron vialii, 2189 nucleotides. Its product is annotated as protein EXECUTER 2, chloroplastic. Gene Ontology annotation, cellular component: thylakoid membrane. The transcript is spliced from 11 exons. The coding region runs from base 153 to 2036 and encodes 627 amino acids. The record is from RefSeq and is a predicted model, not a curated record. Gene Ontology annotation, biological process: response to singlet oxygen; singlet oxygen-mediated programmed cell death. NCBI's taxonomy places the organism in Eukaryota, Viridiplantae, Streptophyta, Magnoliopsida, Ericales, Ericaceae.